AUGAACAACGGGCCUCUGCCCCCGGUGCCGGAUCUUAUUCCUAUAUCGGCUAUUCGGAAAAGACCACCCUCGAACAAUAAUAGUGACGGCAUUUCGGACGGGGGCCCUUUAGAGUGUGCCCCUUGUGCCUCGAACCGUUCGGAGGUUAUGGGCGAACAGCGCCCUCGGCGGCGGCGCUCGGCGAAUCAGCCCGCCGUCAAACUAAUCGAUACCACAGGGUCACGUGGCUUGAGCGCCGCCCCACAGGCACCGCUCUCCCGGAAAGCGAGGCCCGAGCGUCACCGUAAAUCAGACAGACGACGCGAAAGUCGCAAACUUACCAGAACCCGUUCGAGUAGUAAACAUUCCAAAUCCCGGGAAAUAAAUAGUUCGCUGGCUAAAUUUCCGCAAACGCCGCGCGUGAAUCCAAUUUUUGUGUGGGUCCGGCAGGAAGACACACGCAUCGUGGACGUGAAAUGCGAAGAUUACGACAAAAGAAACCGUAUCCUUCUUACAAAGACAGCGCAGGGCUGGCGUGCUAUACCACGCACGGAAACCCUCGUGCCCACCCUGAAGGAGGCGGUUAGGGACCAAAAUCAUCAUCAUCAUCAUCAUAAAAACAAAAAAUCUCGGAAAGAAAAGGUGCGACGCCGUUCUACCGGAGUUCAAGUUUGUUCCGAUAUCGAACAGGAUGACGAAGAGGAAACACCUCAAGAACAACAAGAAAGUGACAACCACUUUGACGACAAACAAUCGGGAAAUUCACCACCUUGGAUGUCUACGGAUAAUGUUAAUGUAGAGUCUCUUUUACCGUCCCAUACUAUAAAAGUUAAGAGGUCAACAAGCCCGAACCAUUCUCCUGAACGAGACUCGAAUGUAAACAGUGCCGUAAGCCAUUGCGCGCAAACUCCGACUAUAAAGUGCAGUGCCGACAAAAUAUGUGACGUCAGCCCUUUAGAUAAUUUACUAGCUGUAGCGGAACUAGAGUUUAAACAACAAAUUCAAUCGGAAGAAUGGAAUAAAACAACCGAAUCGAGUAUAAUCCCUAAUGAGGAAGCAAUUGUAGCAUUCAACACCUUCGAGCAAACAGACGAAGAUAAGGAGUUUAUGAAAAAUUUAGAAACCUUAAAUAAUCUUAUUGAUUCUGAAAAAUCUAAAUUAGAUUUGACAGAUGAUUUGUCACAUGAAAAAACGGAAGAAUGUGACUACAAUGACGAUGAUGAUAAUAAUAAUUUAGCCAUGGAUGAUAUUCUUUCUAGGUUAGAACAGUCCUUACAAAGUCCCGAAUGUACGGAAACAAAUAAUUGUGAUACAAGUUCUCAAAACAAAAAACAAAAAGUCGCAGAAGAAGAAAGAGAAGUUGAAGAGAACGAGGAAGAGGAAGAGGAGGAGGACGAAACGAAAAUGCAUUUUGAUAGUGAUAACGAAACAGACCUCAAAUCAGUACCUGAAUUUCAAAAUUAUUUCGAAGAAGCCGAUCCAAAAAUGACAGAAGAAAAAGAAGAAAAUGAGGUAGAUUAUGUAAAACCUGAAAUAAUCAAUUUAGUAGAAUCUUCUACGAAUGACGACGAAGAUGGAAAUAUUCCUGAUGAUACACCAACAGACCUAUCUGUAAAAAUACACAAACCGUGUUUGGACGAAACAGAUAAUUGUAAUACUAUCGAAGAACCUACCGAUUUAAGUGUACCAAAAAAUGUAUCGAGUCCUAGACCCCAAUCACAAAAUUCUGAAGCUAUACAAUCACCUCAGCCUAGUGGAAUUCCCGCAGUUCCACAAUCACCAGACAUAGUGUCUACAACAGUAAAUGUAAGUAGUAAACCCAAAUCUAUAUUCUUAGAAUCACUGCUAACAAAUUGUACCAAAAAGAUGGCACUAAAUUCUGAAGUCACAAUUACGCCACAAAGAGAGCCAUUAGAUUUAGGAAAAUCUCGCAAAUCGGCGAGUCCGACUGUUACAUGUUCUGAAGAAAUCAAUAGUUCACAAUCAGAACCUCCUACGAAAAAAAUUAAAUCAGUGGAUAUUACUUUAAAAACCUUAUUAGAUGCAGACAUUCAAAAACAUAAAACCGAAAAUAAAAGUUCUGAUAAAUCAUUUACUGAGACACCUAAACUGCUAGAGUUAUUGCAAACUGAAACAGAAAUAGAUCCUUUGGUACAAUUAAAACAAUUGCUUUCUGAUCCUACCCAAGACGUACCAGAUCCAUUGUUGGUACCAAAAGAAAGGUUUAGCCAAAUUUUAAUAAAUCCUGGAACUGAAAUUCCAAAACUAUUAAAAGAAAGACCUGAACUGAGGCUACCACAAGCAUUAGCCUAUCCACAAAUAAUGCAAGAUCCUAACAUGUUAGUAAUAAACCUUAAUCAUUUAGAGUCAAUUUUAUGUAAUAAAAAUUCAUUAACUCCGACAAGUAAAUCACAUUCUGAGCCUAAAAUCCACGAUAAACAUGAUAAAAAUAGUGAGAAAUCACCAACGGAGACUAAUCACCAUUCUCCUAGUAGUACUAAAAAGAAAUCCGAAAAAGAAAGUGGCACAAAACAAAAUUCUUCAGUUGAGAAUCAAACAAAAGUAUUUAAUGAAUUGGCAAAUGAUAUAAAUUCCGCAACUCAAGCUGCAUUUACUCAAAUGCCUUGGUUUCCUUAUAUCAACCAGUUGGAAGCAAUGGCACUAUCUAAUAAUCCAGAAUUUUUGAAAAUGAUAACUUCCAUGCACCAUUCUUUUUACAUGAAUCAGUUACCAGAAUUGUUUGCUAAUAUGAGACCACCUGUAAGUCCAAUGGGUUUUCCGAUUCAACCACCAAUGAACUAUACCAACCCUUUAGAGUUUAAUAUGUGGCAAGAAGCAAUGUUACAAGCGCAAUUUAUGAGGAAUAAACCAGUUGAAAAUAACGAACAGAAUAUGUUUAAAAAUUACAUUGAAAAAAUGAAUGCUCAGGGAAAUAGACAUGCAAUGAACAACUGUAUGAAUCCAAGAAUGCAAUCAUCGAACAAACAGCAAAAUUAUUCCAAUAGUUAUUAUCAAAAGGAUCACAACUCACAUCAGAACCCUUACGGAAAUUACAACUCAUACACGUCUAAAUCUUCCCAAUCUUCCCAACAAAAUAUGCCAUCGCAAAGCAGUUCGAGUCAUCAAAGAUAUUCGUCAAAUCAAAAACAUCAAGGAAACCAUUUUCCAUCGAAAAGUUCGAAUAACUUCCCAAAUCAGACGAGUCAAAAUUUCGGGUACUUAUAUUCGCAAAUGUCCGACAUGGAGAAACAUCAAUACAUGCAAAAUUUCAAUAUCGGUUCUCAAGAACAACUUCACCAAAACUUUCAAAACACAAUGCGGAAAGAAACCUCUAAUGUGCCACAAAAACAAAAACCACCCUCUAAAUCGUUUUCGAACCCUUCAGUGCCGCAAAAAUCAGUUCCUCAUCAGGAGCAUCAGAAAGAAAGGAGCCAUCCGAGCGGAAGCGAUUCGACAAAGCUACAAACAACUCAGCCUAUUGAUCUUUCCGGUUCAACGACGUCUGGCGGUAAACUCAAGGUUAAACAGCACCUUAUCGAUCCUGCAAAUACACCGAAGUUAUUGAAGCAGCACGACGAUGUUCCCGAAGUUGGUAGUACCACGGCGAGCAUAGAGGAAAUGCAGGACGCCCACAAGCAUUUGUGGCAUCCCUUAUUUGGAAAGUAA
Molecule: messenger RNA, 3645 nt
Organism: Psylliodes chrysocephalus
Lineage: Eukaryota; Metazoa; Arthropoda; Insecta; Coleoptera; Chrysomelidae
Source: the annotation of a GenBank genome assembly